AUGAACAACAACAUGAGUGGCAAGAGCAAUAAGUUUGUGGGUGUGAGACAGAGGCCUUCUGGGAAAUGGGUAGCAGAGAUCAAGAACACCACCCAGAAGAUCAGAAUCUGGCUGGGGACUUACGAUACGGCUGAAGAGGCUGCUCGAGCUUACGACGAAGCAGCCUGCAUCCUCCGUGGUUCCAACACCAGAACCAACUUCGCGGCGGCUCAGGGUUCUGCCAGAACCAACACCCACCUCUCUGUGAAGAUCAAAGACCUCCUUAAUAGGAAAAGAGGUCUAAAAUCAGACCCUUGUCCUAUUGGAACCUGCCCUACAAGAAUAAGUACUUCUGAGAGUGGUGCUAGUAGUGGAAACACCUGCGUUGGCAGUAGUGACGGCACUUUUGUACCUAAUGAUGGGAUGAAACAAGAGUCCGUGGUGAAGAUUGAGGACAUUCUCAACAACAAAAGUGGUUUAAAACCAGACCCUUCUAUAGGAACUUGCACUGCAGGAAUAAGUGUUUUUGGGAGUAGCGGUACUAAUGGUAGUAGUAGUAGUAAUAGCUGCAUUGGCAGUGAUGGUGCUUCUAAUAAUUGGAUGGAAGAAGAGUUUGUGAUGUUGGAUGAAACAAGGGAACCGGGUUUCGGCAAUUCCUUCUGUCAAUUCCAAAUGGGUUCGUCUCGGAUGGAUCGAUGGGGGGGAUUCGAUCAGCCUCUGGCAUCCCAAAAUGAGCAUGAGGAGGCGCCAAAAGAAGCCGGGGUGUUGCCUGACUGGGGGAAUGGGUACUUGGAGAAUGUACAGAAUUCUAGUGAUGCUAAUUGGAAUCCCGAGUUGGAAACAGAUUCUCUAGAGUUACUCUACUUGCAGCUCAUUAAAUCUGAGCCGUCAACCGUUUUUCAACAAUUCUGA
Molecule: messenger RNA, 891 nt
Organism: Malania oleifera
Lineage: Eukaryota; Viridiplantae; Streptophyta; Magnoliopsida; Santalales; Ximeniaceae
Product: ethylene-responsive transcription factor ERN1
Exons: 1
Coding region: 1-891 (296 amino acids)
Biological process (GO): regulation of DNA-templated transcription
Molecular function (GO): DNA binding; DNA-binding transcription factor activity
Source: RefSeq, a predicted model, not a curated record